AACUUUGCAAGAAGAACGAACUGCAACAGGUGUGGAAAAGGUAUGCUGCGAGAGAGAACGUGUGAAGCGAAGCUGAUGAAGGCAGGAGGAACGGAAAUCGGAAAGACUCUCGCUGAAAAAAGCCGUGGCCUUUUCAGCGCCAACGAUUGGCAGUGCAAAACCUGUGGAAAUGUGAAUUGGGCAAGGAGAUCGGAGUGUAACAUGUGCAACACCCCAAAGUAUGCCAAGCUAGAGGAAAGGACGGGAUACGGUGGUGGGUUUAAUGAAAGAGAAAAUGUUGAGUACAUCGAGCGUGAAGAAUCUGAUGACGAGUACGAUGAGUUUGGACGAAAAAAGAAGAAAUUCCGCGGGAAGCCUGCGGCCCCCAAAACCAUCCCGCAAGAAGAAGUGGAAGAAAGCGAAAAGGACGAGGAGGAAGAUGAUGAAGAAGAUGGUGAUCUCUCCAAAUACAAGCUAGAUGAUGAUGAUGAUGAUGAUGAUGAAGACGGCGAUCUCUCGAAGUACAACCUGGACGCGAGUGAGGAUGAAAAGAAGCCUCCUAAAAGCAGGAGUAGCUCCAAGUCUCGCUCCUCUCGAUCUUCAUCCUCUUCCACCGCUCAUUCCAGUUCAAGGUCCAGAUCGCAGACCAGAAGUUCCACCACUUCCCGAUCCCGGUCGAGAUCCAGCUCUAGAGGCCAAUCUAGAUCACCCCAGUCAAAGUCCAGCUCCAGAUCACGCCGGGGGUCCUCGUCGCCGCGGAAGAGGUCCCGCUCCACCUCCCAGUCGUCAUCCUCUUCGGAGAGGGGCAAAAAGCGAAGCCGGUCUCGAUCCUCCUCCUCCGGCGGCCGCAAAAAAACUAGACGCUCUGACUCAAGAUCUCGGUCUGCAGAAAGACGCAGCGGCUCAUCCUCUGGAUCGUCUCACUCGGGCUCCCGGUCAUCAAGCUCUAAACAGAAAUAAACGUUUAACACGUACCCCUCGCCACCCACCCACCCUUGCCGUUUUUAAGCAAAUCAAAUACUUUCUGCCUGAUUGAGAGGGAAGUGAAUGAAGGAGAGGGACGAGAG
This is a messenger RNA of Callorhinchus milii (elephant shark), 1046 nucleotides long. It is a transcript of the gene zranb2, whose product is annotated as zinc finger, RAN-binding domain containing 2. Gene Ontology annotation, molecular function: RNA binding; lipopolysaccharide binding. Lineage: Eukaryota; Metazoa; Chordata; Chondrichthyes; Chimaeriformes; Callorhinchidae. Gene Ontology annotation, biological process: RNA processing. The transcript has 9 exons. The record is from RefSeq and is a predicted model, not a curated record. Bases 43 to 939 code for a protein of 298 amino acids.